Molecule: messenger RNA, 1449 nt
Organism: Lampris incognitus (smalleye Pacific opah)
Lineage: Eukaryota; Metazoa; Chordata; Actinopteri; Lampriformes; Lampridae
Product: rho GTPase-activating protein 19-like
Exons: 11
Coding region: 1-1449 (482 amino acids)
Biological process (GO): signal transduction; regulation of small GTPase mediated signal transduction
Cellular component (GO): cytoplasm
Molecular function (GO): GTPase activator activity
Source: RefSeq, a predicted model, not a curated record
AUGGCUGCGGGGAAGGAGCCUCACAGCAACAAUAACAACAACAGACAGGAUAGAAGAGGCACGGUGUGCAACAUGGUUGUCAGCGAGGAGGCUGCGUCUUCUGGCCAGCCAGUGAUCUUCAACCCGGACUUCUUUGUGGAGAGGUUGAGACACGACCAUCCCCAGGUCUUCUCAGAUCUGGUGCUCAGCAACAUUACACGGCUCAUAGACCUCCCAGGGGAUGAGUUUGCCCAGCUCAGAGGGGAAGUUGAGCCUAGGCUUCCCUCUCCCUCUGGCUUUCUACGCUCCUUCAACUACCUCCAACGGAAAGAAAAAGGAGUGUUUGGUGCACCGCUGACUGAAGAGGGAAUAGCACAAAUAUAUCAGCUCAUUGAGUACCUGAGUAAAAACCUCCAUGUGGAGGGAUUGUUCAGGGUGCCUGGCCACAGCCUGAGGCAGGCAGCCCUGAGGGAGAUGCUGAAUGCUGGGGCAGAGAUAGAUUUGGAGACUGGUGACUUCCAUCCUAAUGAUGUUGCCACACUUCUCAAAACCUACUUGGGAGAACUGCCCGAGCCUCUGCUCACACAUAGACACUACAAUGCUCAUCUUAAGAUCGGAGAGCUGACUAAAUUUGAUGACCAGGGAAACAAAACAGAUGUGCCUGACAAGGAACGACAGAUUGAAGCAUUCCAGCUGCUUUUUAUGCUGCUCCCCGCUGCCAACCGCAGCCUGCUGAAACUCAUGUUGGACCUGCUAUACCACACCGCUCGCAAUCAGCACACCAACAAGAUGUCUGCCAUCAAUCUAGCCACCAUGUUUGCCCCGCACAUCAUCUGGCCCAAAAAUGUUACAGCCAGCGAUCUAUGUGAAACCAUCAAGAAGCUGAACAAUGGCAUAGCUUUCCUUAUCAGACACUCGCAGAAACUAUUCAGGGCGCCUGCUUAUAUCAAAGAAUUUGCCCGGUCACACUAUACAGGGUCAAAAUCCCUUCAGUCAAAGGAUGACCUGGCUCUGUGUGGUGGGGCUGGUGAUGCAGUAGGUGGUGAGCCUUCACUCUCUCACGGCACAGCGGGAGCUGGGCUACCUCCGAGUCACAGCUAUACUGAGGCUGCCCUCAGAGAGCUCUACCAGCAGGUUAGCAGCAUGCCCGAAUCUGCUAAAAAGAAGAAACUCAUCAGACAGUUUGAAAAGAAUGUCCCAGGGACACCCACACCUGACCCUCAGGUGCCAUUCAACAGGAAACACUGGCAUUCACUGUCUUUAGGUGGAAUUAUUAAGAGGAGGGUGUUGGGAAGCCAGGCGUCAAAGGAGAAGGGACACAGCAGAAUGCUGAGACUUGCGCCAGCAGAGGAGCAAGAAAAGGAAAAUGUCAGCUUUGGUGGAGUGAGCUUCGUCUUCGCCCAAACGGAUGUGCCUGUCACCAACACGGGAGACCUCGGUCUAGUUGCUGAGGUCAAGGGCGUUGGAUAA